Molecule: messenger RNA, 8153 nt
Organism: Amoebophrya sp. A25
Lineage: Eukaryota; Dinophyceae; Syndiniales; Amoebophryaceae
Source: the annotation of a GenBank genome assembly
AAAUCGUGGUAAAAAUUUAUUGUACUAAAUGAACAAUCUCUGCUGUUUAUGAUACAUCACGUAAUUAAGGGUAGUUGGAAAUCUCGUUUCGUCAGUUGUAUAGAAACGGCGUUUAAUUUCCGCGUUUUUGACGACUUUUAGUUGUCUGCAGUUAAAUUUGAGGGGCAUCCAUGCUGUCGUUAUUGUGUGCAAAAAAACAAUAGUUCUUGUCGAACUAGAUUUUGUGUGCAGCUGAACAACAUCUGCCUAUAAUUGUGCUAGCUUCUCUGAUCAUAAUUCAAAGUAAUCGAUACAGCUUUCUUUAAGGAAUAAAACACAUACUUACAACAGCGAUAAAGAGUAAUGAAAAAAAACAUGAUCGUUCGUCUCAACACGUGAGCAUGAGCAAUAACCAUCUUUUUGGAUUUGGAGCGGUGUAUGCGUUGUAAUGUUUCCAGAGGAGCAGGCAAGGCGAAAAGAGAAACUUUCUUCUAAACUCGCCGGAAGCAACAGCAAAGAAGCUUCGUCUUCACUAAGCAAUACGAAUAAGAUUACACCCGUUCUUGGCGGAGAGACGUCUUCUACUAGAGCAAGAAACUGCGAUAUAGGAGGGAGCUCAUCAUCUUCAUCCACCAUAAAUUCUAGAUCAACAUCGGGAGGACCGACCAACAAGAAAUACAGCAAGAUGUCUGCUCCCACAUCUCCCACGACCGGAGCAGGCGGAAAUCCCGCCCGAGGCCAGCCGGCGUUAGACGACCUUCCUCCGCCAAUGAGCGGACGUCCUUUGCCGCCACCGGGUGCGACCGGAGUCAGUUAUGCCGUGAGCUAUGGAACUCCAGUUGUGGCCAUCGAUAAUGCUCCAGCUUCGCGACGCACGUCUUCCGGAGUCAUCGUCAUGGAGCGGAGCACGAACGGGACUGUACGGUUCCCGGGACAUCUUCAGGGGUCUCCUCCACCACACGCUCAACAUGCGACCGCAAUGCCGAUUUCGAACAACAUGAUCGAGAUGGAGGGAAUGGUUGGCGAGAAUGCAAACUUGGUAGCUCAUAACUCUAGGACGAAAAAGUCUAGAGGAAACCACCAGCAACUUGGCAUUCAAACUUCUCAAGGCGGUCCUCCUACAACGGACAAUUUCGAUCCUUUCGAGCAUGCGGUCAAACCAGAACCAGGCAAAACCGCCUUGGUUCCUCAGCAAGGCACUGUUUUAUCUCCCGGUAGUAAUGCAGUUCUUGUGUAUAAAGACUACAACAAGCAAGAGGCAGUUGUAGAUCCGGUUCUUGUUGGAGGUGUCGUGCAUAAUAAUCAGCGUACUUGUUCUGGCAGAGUGUCGAUCCGCAAAGUGAUGACCGCUGCUUUUUCUGUGUGCUUAGGAGCUGCUGUCGGCAUCGCUGGUUACAGCAUGUUCUUUGCUGACGGUGGCGGCGGUGGAGACGGCAAUGACGUUGCUUCAGCUGGCAUGUUCGGUGGUGGAGGUGGAGGCUCCGACAACCGACAAAAUCCUGCCUCGAACGCCGCAACAGGACAAUCGGGUGAUCGUGCUUCUUCUAUCGGGACACCUGCUGGUACUGGUUCGGUCGUUCCUGAUCCUGAGGUCGCUGCUACGGGGUACUUGACGCCAGAAGUCUAUGCCGAAUUAGUGGGGGAUGCAACUGCCACUCCACCUCCUCCGGAAGCUGAAGAACAGGUCGAAGUCGAUUUGGUUGCUCAAAACGUUGACGUCCCGGUGACUCUCUCCUGGGAAGGCGGCGACGCCACGGCUGCUGCAGCUGCCGUCUUGCAGGACCCCGACUUACAGGCCGGCUUUCUCGAAGGCUUUUGCUCCGUUCUGGGUGAUGCAUUUGCGGGUGAUAACUGUGCGCAGUGGGUGAGCAUUGUGGAUGUGAAACCGGCGACUGCUGUUUCUCGUAUGCUCACCGCUUCUGAUGCGUCCUCUCCCUCUGCGGAUGUUGCCCUAGACGUCAAAUACGAAGUCACAGUCGCGGAUGACGCAACGGCUGAAGUUGUCGAAGACUUCGUCGAAGAAGUCGACGAGACCGUUAUCAAGGCCGCUCUAGAGACUAAGGUCAAGGAAAAGACUCAAGGUCUAGAGCGUUUCGCCACAUUGCAGAUUCGCUCUAUCAAGAAAAUGAAGGCUGCUGGUCGUAAAGAGACGAAGAAGAAAAUCCCCAAGAGCAUGCUAAUGGGUGGAGACUCGGCUUCUUCUUCGGAAGAUGGGAGCAGUGCAUCUUCUGGUUCUGGUGCUUCUGGAGGUAGUGGAAGUGGAGGCUCUUCUUCUGGUUCUGGUGCUUCCGGAUCUAGUGGCACAGGUUCUUCUGGUUCUGGCAAUGGCUCUGGCAACAAAGGAGAUGUUGGCUUUCGUUCCGUCAUCCCCUCUGCAAAAUGGGAUUUGUCUACGCAGAUGCGCGCAGCAGCCUGCAACAUGAAACAGACUCCUGAAUCCGUUGCCAAGAUGCUCUCUGCUUUGCCUGACUCGGACCCAGGUUUGAAUCCGACGUCCUGGACCCAUAGUCCUUUGCCACAAUUCACCCAGUUGGCGACGCAUUCUACUGUUGCCGACGCCGUGGAGGACCACGUGGACGGCGUCUUGCGGUCUUUUGAGCAGGUUUUCGGUGAACUACCCGCUGUCACGCCGGGGGCAACGAAGCCUCAGAUCCGCAAAUUGUACAUCCACCUCGAUCAAGGCCAAUGGAACUGUCUGGAAACCGACUUGGAGAACCUCCAGAAAGACGAAGAGCGUGAAAAGUUCGAGCGCAAAGAGCAAAUUUCCAAGAUCAAAGAAAAAGAGCAGAAAGUGCGCCAAGACCGUCAGAAAGAACAGGAAAAGCAAAUGGAACGCAAAAAGAUGGAGGCUGAAGCCCGUAAGAAGGCGGCUGAAGAACGUCGUAAAGCUGCUGAAAAAAAGAAACAAGAGGCGGAGCGUUUGGCUAAGGAAGCUGCGAAUGCUGCGGAUGAAGAGGCUCGCUUGGCUGCGGAAAAGAUGAAACGCGACGCAGAAAUGGAAGAGCGGAAGGCGAAGAGAGAUGAAGACAAAGAAAAAGCGGAGAAGACGAAGAUGGAGACACGGAAAGAACGGUAGUAGAGCAAGACUCUUUCUACUUCUUGAUUGACAACAAUUAUGAAUUUCUUCUCUGAAUUUUUUGAAUUUCAAUAUAAAACAAAACUUAGUUUUCAUCAAGUAGAACGAGGAGCAACUUCAUCUUGCACAAUCGGUCUGAUCUUAUAGUACAUGAACAUAAUUACUAUUACAUUCCAUCUUUCCCACACUGCAUCAUCAAAACCGGACCACCACACAGUGUCCAAAAGCAGUUGAAGCGCGAGCGCGCCGCCACUGACCGCACCAAGAAUGAGGCUGCCGCUGCUGAAGCCCGCAAGCGCAAGGAGCAUGCUGAGACCCGUGAAGACCGUGAAAAAGCUGAAGACGAAGAACUCGACUCGCAGGACAAUGCCGUCUUCGCCAGACUUGAGGAAGCCCAAGUGAGUGCUGAGGUCGACGGCCUCUUAGCUGAAGAGGAAGUCCAACGUGCUAUCCAACUCAAGCUUGACGGAGAAACCGCUUUGGAGGAUGCUCAGGCUAAACGUGAGGAUUUCGAAAAAGCAUGGAAAAAAGCUGUCGAAAAGGCUGAUCAAGCUGCUGCUUCUGCAGACGUUGGUGAGCAAGUGAAGACGCAACUGCAAGAGGAAGCAGAGAAGGUCAAGGAUGAAAUGCUCAAGGAAUUCGAGCGCGAGGAAAAAGCGAAGGCCAUAAAGGACGAAAUGGAAGCCAAAAUUGAGGAAAUGCAAGCAUUGAAAGAAAAGAAGAAGAAAGAGGUAUUGAUGCUUCAAUUUCGUAUGUACUUAGACUUUUUAAAAGAUGCUCUUCGUUGCACUUGCAGCUGUUCGAGUAUGUACAACCACUUCAUUUAUCCACCAAGCUUAAUCUGUUGUAAUCAAUGAUUUUUAAUUUUUGAAUUCGACACUACACUCAUCCUCCCCUCUUCACCCAUUUAGGCCGAAAAGUUUGCAACGAAAGUGACCGAAGAGCGCGCCAAGCGCAUGGCUGCGCGUGAAGAGCGCAUGAAAAAGCGUGCUGAGGCUGAGAAAAAGCGUCGUGAGGAAGAGGCCGAAGAGGCUCGUAAGGAAAAGGAACGCCUGGAGGCUAGAGCGAAGGCUGCUAAGGAUGCUGCAAAAAAGAAGGAGUUGGAAGAGCAGGCCAAAGAGCAAGAGCGCAAACAGGCUGCGGCUGAAGAACGCAAGAAACAGGCUGAGGAGAAACGAAAACAGGUACUACUUGUUUUUAAUAUCUCUUGUGAAAGACGGAUUUUUGUUUCAUUAUAGUUUCGAUCAUAAAGGGUGUUAAAAUUGACUUUAGUUUGGUCUUGAGUCGGGAGUACUAACGUCUCACUUUUGAAACCUUUUGUUCUAACCAUCAAUACAAGAUUUUCUAACCACUCGUUAAUACUAGGCCGAGAAAAAGGAGGCUGAGGCUGAGGCUGCGCGCAAGAAGGCCAAGGAGGAACGCGAGAAGAAGGAGCGUGAGGAAGCUGAGGCUGAGAAAAAGCGGCAGGAGGCUCGUGAGCGUGCCAAGGCUACGGAACAGGCUAAGCAAAAGAAGGACCAGGAAUGGGCCGAUUGGGCUAGCCGCGAUCAGAACAACAAGAAGAACGCGGCGGCUAAUACGGAGGACAAGAACAAGAACAACGUCGACGAAGCGAACGCUCCUAAGGACACCAAGAACGGAGAUGGAGCUGGUGCUGGAGACAACAAUAACAAGCAAGCUCAGGAGAACGACAAAAAGAACACGUCUCCGGUGAACAAACAGGGCGCCAACAACAACGAAAAGAAGAAUCAGUUGCCUUGGUGGAUGCAGAAUCAAAACACGAACAAGAAGAAUGGCGGAAAACGCAGUCUGAGUGGGCUCUUCUCGACCAUGAAGUUGAAACGGUUGGCGCGUAAGAGUUCCUAUGAUGAAGAUGUAUCCGACAAAGACGGACUUGUCCAGUUGCGUCGUCGUGCAGAUGAACAAGCCGAAGCCAAAGCUGACAUGUCCAAGGCCGACAAGGAACUCUGGGAAAAGGAAUGGGCUCACCAACAGCACGAAGCCGAAGAUAUGGAGAAGGAAGAGCAGGAAAAGGAACGCGCCCACGUCCAUCUCGCGCACAAGAAACGCCGUGAUCAUCGUAAGCCCAUGACAGUUCCCGCUACGGUCUCCUACACUCCGGUUGAGACGCUGAACCAUGGUGGAGCUGGAAGCGACAGUGGCAUGCUUUCCACGACCGAUCCGUUGUUGUAUUCCCACGUCGGCUUGAAAUUCAUCCCUUCGAAUCCGGAAAACGGAAAGUUUUUCAAGGGGAUGAAGAAGCGCAAUUUGGUCUUGGACUUCGGAAAAUGGAAGAAUAAGCAAAGAUUCUUCGGUUUCAAGCGAUUGAUCCUGCACACCAGCAUGGGUCGUGAUCGUUCUCGCAUGCAGGAAAAACUCAUGUCGGAUCUCUACGCUCUCGCCGGUCUAGCAGUGCCUCAUACGCAGUUUUACGUGGUCUACAUGUCCAGAACCGAGGAUGGCAUUGUCCCGGCAUCUGGCUCCAGCGACUACAAGUACUUGGGAGUCUUUACGGCUUUAGAAGACCCGAAUGACACGGUUCGCGAGACCGGGUUUUUCCAGGAGCAAGCUAAGGGAGUGGAAGUGGAGGACUUGGCGGCACGUUGGGAGGAUAAGGCUUAUGACAUUCGUGCCGAGUGGAAAGCGACGAUCGGAAUGACGCCGAAACCUGAGGAAGAGACGACCACUGUGGCGCCACCGUCUGGUAGUGACAGUCGUGUGCUCCGAGGACGUGAACUCGGUGGCUCUGCUCCUGGUGCUCUUGUUGCAGGUGUUGCGCCGAGUCUUGGCCAUCAACAAAGCUUCCCUGGUUCGCCUUUGCGUUUCUUGCAAGGUAGUUCUUCUCGCGAGCUCCAAGUCGACAACCCAUUCUUCCAUCAAACCGGUGACCUGUACAGUCCCACGCCGACCUCUAGUCGCUUGCUGAUUAAGGAGCGCGUGAUGAAGCCCACCGACCGCGAAAAAGAGCCUCUGGAGACUCCCGAAUUGAAUGCUGAAGCGUUUAAAAUCCGCGUCGAGAAAGAAAAACUUCUACGAGCCAAAACGGACAACAGCACGGACACCAAAGAGGGUUUGAGAGAGUACCAUCUCUUGCCGAAACGGGUUGUCAACGGCACUGACAGUCUGCGUCCAUUCCAAGAUUAUCGUGCUUUGGUUGAUGUGCUUAACAAGUUGCCACGACGCAGCAAGAUUUUGCGUACACCGAUCAUUCCGGAAGAUGAUGGAACUGGAACUACGGAUGGCACGACUGGUGGCACUACUGGUACUGAUGCGGACUCUACAUCUGGAUCUGAAGAUGUUUUACGCGCUCUCCAGACCAACAACGAUAAGAGCACCGAUGAGAAGAAGCGCAAGCGCUGGCGCAUGCAUUUGCGUUAUGACUCUGAGAGGGAUCCGACUGCACUGGUUUGGCGUUCUGCUAUGCGCAAGGCUCUGGACACGUAUUCCUUCAUGAAGUACCUUGCUGUCGCUAACGCGUUUGCCGCGCGCGGUCAGUACGGGCACAAGACUGGAGGUUACCGCUUGUACAACUCCAAGGUUGGCCAAGGCGCACGCUUUUCCCAUGCUGGAGAGCCGAUCGUUCGCCCUGCUGUGAUGCCACCAACGGAGUGGACGGCCAAAUGCGGAGACAUCACGUGCAACUUCAGCUACCAACCGAUUGCUCAGACAAGGCCGACUGAGAGUCAACUGCAUCCUUACUCUGGUCGUUUGACGUGGAUGCCCACUCGAUUCACCAAUGCCUUUACCAGAAACUGGAAAGUGCGCGAACUGAACUACAAGUUUGUCAAACCAGGAUGGCCGCUUCUGCAGUACACCUACGAAGACAGCGUCUUGCGCAGCUACUACAUACAUGCGUUGCAGACCAUGACUGGGGAGAAGGAUUGUGCCAAUGCAGGAACGGGAAACGGUCCACAACCCCGCAAGGGUUUGAAGUCGCAGUGGGAGUACUUCUUCGACAGCACAUUGUCGGAGAUGCGUUGGCGCUGCGUGUCUGCUGCUUCGGAAACGCCGACAAGCGUCGCGCAAGCUGCUUUCGCACGCAUUGCAGCUGUUGGUCGCGGUCAAUUCACGGCGGGUGAUGUUUUGGGUACUUCUAGCCUCAUGAUGAGCAGAAGAUCCUACUUCAUACAUCAUAAGUUAGAAGAUGGUAGCAUGAAGAACUGCUUGUCCUCGAAUAUUUCUAUUUCUUGUUCACCUUCAUCCUCAUCGUCCAUCUACUCUCACGUCCAUCUACUCCAAACCUGUGAUCUUAUAGUUUUCCCGCUUCACGACCUCUUAACUACAUCCCAGCUUUCUCCUCACCAUUCCACUCUUCUCAGGUAACCUCGUCAGCAGGACACAUGCUCCGAGUGGCAUUCUCAACGAAGCGCUUCUUCAUGGACAGGUUGAGUACUACAAAAACGUCUUGCUACACUUCACCACGGAUGAACCCCGCGAUCUCGAGGAGGAGCAAGAGGUCGGUGCUGGCGAAAGCUUGGUCGAAGACGCGGAGGAAACACUAGCUGAAGACGCUGAGGUCGAUUUCUUCUUUGGUCAAACUGGCGGCGCUGGCGCAGUCACUGAGCUUCUACCUGGUGCUUCUAGUUCGGCUGGUAGUGGUGCUUCCGAUAGUUCCAGCACUGGUGUUGCUGGAGACUCCUCUGCCGCUACUUCGUCUGGCAGUACCGGCACUGAUGUCGAUUCCACUUCUGACGAUGGUGAACCACCUGUGUUGACAGCCGAACAGGAAGCGGAGCAACUUGACAGUGCAGAUCAGACCGAAGAUUCCACUGCUCUCGGUGUUGGCGGUAUUUUCGACCUUCGUGUUGGAGGCAGUGUCGUGUCCACUUCCAGUGAUGUCGGAACGGGAGGGAGUACCUCUACGGAUACGGACACGGACGCAACGACUUCUCUGAUCGCCAUUCGCAAUACGAACUCGACUCUGAUGCAGGCUGCGACUGGAUCGGAUGAAAAGAAGAAACCGUUGGAUGCCAAAGAAGCGUUCCUUAAGGGCGUGACGCAACUGAAGAAGCGCCUGACAAACCGGGUGAACGUGGUCAAGAAGGGCGUCAAAAUGCUGAUUCGUCGUGAGGUACGCAGAACGCUGUACAGCGUGUAA